Messenger RNA from Periconia digitata, 1264 nucleotides. NCBI's taxonomy places the organism in Eukaryota, Fungi, Ascomycota, Dothideomycetes, Pleosporales, Periconiaceae. The record is from the annotation of a GenBank genome assembly.
CCACGCGUUCAAAAUUGAUGUUCACGCUACUUAUUCAAACUUCAACAUGCGUUAUUCUCUGUCUAUAGUCGCUGUUAGCGCGUUGGCCGUAGAGGCUCUGCCUUCCAACGAGAACUUCCAGAAGCGGUUGCCCAAUGGUCUUGGAAAGACCCCGGCGUUGGGAUGGAACAGCUGGAACCAAGGAGGAUGUGAUGCAGCUACAGCAGAAGUAGCUCUUAGGACUGCGCAGUCUUUCAUCGAUCUGGGUCUCAAGGACCUCGGUUACACCUACGUCAAUAUCGAUGACUGCUGGAGCACCAUGUCCCGUAACAGUGCCGGCGAACUUGUUCCAGAUCCUAACAAGUUCCCCAAUGGCAUGAAGGCCGUGGCUGAUGAGAUCCACUCCAUGGGCUUGAAGUUCGGACUUUACGGCGAUGCCGGGAUAAAGACUUGCGCUGGAUAUCCGGGAUCCGAAGGCCACGAAGAGCAAGACGCAAAGCAACUAGCUGAAUGGAAUGUCGACUACUGGAAACAUGAUAAUUGCUUUACGCCCUGCCAAGGUCCUGUGGUUCAAACCUGUCCUAAUCCAGACGGUCAUACGAAGACGUGGUACGUGAAGAUGAGAGAUGCUCUCCAGCAAUCGGGACGUCCCAUCUUCUACUCACUUUGUAACUGGGGAAGAGACUCUGUUUGGACCUGGGGAGCGGAAGUUGGAAACAGUUGGCGCAUGAGCGUCGACAACUGGGGCAACUGGGCGGACGUAGUCAGGAUCGCAAGUGAAGCCGCUCCGAUUGCCGAGUACUCUGCUCCGGGAGGUUGGAACGACCUCGACAUGCUUAUUGUUGGCAACGGCAAACUUACACCCGCCGAAGAACGCACGCAUUUUGGCAUCUGGGCCAUCGCGAAAUCCCCACUUUUCAUCGGCACAGAUGUAACUCGCAUGUCUGACGAACUCCUCAAGGUGCUAAAGAACAAAGCACUCAUCGAUAUUAAUCAAGAUUCGCUUGGAAAGGCCGCCACAACAUUCACACCAUCGGGUGCUGCCGGCCCCGUCACAGGCCAACUGUACCCGUAUUGGGCAGGCGAACUAUCCGACGGCGUAGUCGUGGCCCUUGUCGCUCCCAAUGGCGCUCAGACGUACUCAGUGAACUUCUCUGAUGUUCCUGGGUUGGGUGAGGGCUCUUUCGAAUGGACUGAACUCUACAGUGGCCGCACCGGAAGCGGAAGCUCUGUAAGCGCCGACUUGGAACAGCAUGGUAUCGCGAUUUUCAAGGUUACGAAAUGA